AUGUCGUUCGGCGGAGGCGGCUUCUCGUUCGGCGCCUCAAACACCAACAACGCCAACAAUAACACCAGCGCCGCUCCAGCAGCAGGAGGUGCACCCGCCAACAAGCCGUUCUCGUUCGGCAACACGUCUACGGGUGGUACUACUGGAGGAGGACUGUUCGGCUCGAGCAACGCGGGAUCGUCUACGGGAGGGUUUUCGUUUGGAGGCGCCGCCAAGCCCGCUGCGCCAGCUUCGGGCGGCUUCUCGUUCGGCGGCGCGACAUCGACUCCUGCCUCGACCGCAGCACCUGCUGCAUCCGCACCUUCUUCGACUGGCGGCUUCAGCUUUGGUGGUGCAGCCAAGCCUGCCGAAGGCGCGGCUGGUACGACAUCGGCACCUGCUGCGGGCGGAUUCUCGUUCGGUAACGCCUCGUCCACAGCUGCAAAGCCCGCAGCGCCAGCAACGGGAGGCUUCUCCUUCGGCUCGACUCCAGCCGCACCUGCUCCAGGAGCGGCUGGUGCAACCUCUAGCACCCCCGCGAGCGGCAGCAGCGGUCUGAGCGGCUUCGGAUCCUUCAAGCUUGGCGGCUCCACUGCGCCUGCGAGCAGCGCCGCCUCCACUACGCCUGCGCCCGCGGCCGCACCAUCCAGCGGCGGCUCGCUGUUCGGCGCUUCCAAGCCAGCCACUACCGGCGGCUUCUCGUUCGGCGGCGCCUCGUCCACUCCCGCCUCUGCGCCUGCUGCAGCGGCUCCUGCGCCCGCAGCCUCCACCGGCGGCUUCUCCUUCGGUAGCGCCACACCAGCUUCCAGCGCGCCCGCUACCUCGGCGGCAGCGCCGGCACCGGCGAAACCCGCGCUUGGCGGCUUCUCGUUCGGCAACGCGGCGGCUACCCCGACAUCCACGCCGGCUGCCUCAUCGGGCGCAGAGGCCAAGACGGCCGCACCCGCGCCUGCGCCCGCAGCUACGGGCGGAUUCUCGUUCGGCAAGCCUGCUGCUCCUGCAACCACCGCUGCACCGGCGACCACGUCGGCUGCGGCACCCGCUGCAGCACCAGCUGCGCCUGCUGCUACGGGCGGCUUCUCGUUUGGAAAGCCCGCGGCUUCUGCUGCAGCCACCACGUCGGCACCUGCGGCGCCAGCUGCCUCGGCCGCUCCUGCUGCCAAGCCCGCAGCCGGUGGAUUUUCAUUCGGUGGCGCCCCCACGGCUGCUGCGACCACCACAUCCAAGCCCGGUGAGACGGCACCCACUGCGGCCACUGCCGCUCCUGCUGCUGGCGCGGCUCCGGCUGCGGGUGCAAGUGUCGGGGCGGUUCCUACACCGUCUCUGCUGCGGGGCAAAUCCAUGGACGACAUUCUGAACCGCUGGACGAGCGAACUCGACACGUCUGUCAAGGAAUUCUCACGCCAAGCAGCCGAAGUGGCCGCGUGGGACAAGGUUCUCCUCAAGGGCGGAGAUGAGAUCGCGUCUCUGCUCAGUGCACUUUCUGCGGCGGAAGAAAAGCAGGCUUCGGUGGACCGUACGCUCGACUAUCUCGAGUCUUCUCAGAACGAUCUCUCGUACCUUGUGGGCGAGUACGAGUCGCAGAUCGACAGCCUGCUUCCUGGCAUCACGGGCAAUGGUGGCCAGGGCCUGAACCUGACCUCGGCGGAUGUGGAGAGGGAGAGGUCGUAUCAGCUUGCCGAGACCCUCAAUUCUCAUCUGGACGAUGUGGCCAAGAAUCUGUCGGCCAUGAUUACCGAGUUGAACGCGACCAGCGCUGGGAAGGAUCAGGCGGAUGCAGAGAGGGAUGGCAGCAUCGCCCAGAUCGUCGCCAUUCUCAACGCCCAUCUGGGCAGCUUGAAGUGGAUCGAUUCCAGCGCAGGUGCCAUGCGCAACAAACUCGAUGCGCUCAGGAGAGGCAACCUCUAG
Molecule: messenger RNA, 1887 nt
Organism: Moesziomyces aphidis
Lineage: Eukaryota; Fungi; Basidiomycota; Ustilaginomycetes; Ustilaginales; Ustilaginaceae
Source: the annotation of a GenBank genome assembly